Molecule: messenger RNA, 1012 nt
Organism: Phoenix dactylifera (date palm)
Lineage: Eukaryota; Viridiplantae; Streptophyta; Magnoliopsida; Arecales; Arecaceae
Source: RefSeq, a predicted model, not a curated record
AGUAACUCUCUCCUCAUCCAUCCUUCCCUCAAGCCCAUCUACCUCGCCUUUUUGUCUACCCUCCAAACCUCAAAACGCCUCCCCCUCCCUCCCUCUCUCUCUCUCUCUCAUUUCCUUCUUUUAACUAAAUAGCUGAGAAGUCUCUUCCCCCCGCCACCUAGCAAUGUGCAAGGGAGCAACUAGUUCGCCUAGCAAGCUGAGGUGGUACUUGAAGGCGCCCAUGAGAGCUCUGUGCCGUGCUAGAGAUUUCUACGUCCAUAGUAUGACGGGCUGUGUGGGCCGGGUGGAGAGGGGGGCUAUCAGGGGCAUGCCGGCGGGGAUGGUGUCGGCGAUGCCGCGAAGCCAGAGCCAAGGGUUCUACCGGCAGCAGGGCGGCAGCACCGAGGACGACAUCCGGGAGCUCAUCCGGCUGGCGGACAAGGCCAGGCAGCCCGGGUCGAAGGACGGGGUGGUGCCCAGGAGCCAGAGCGUGGCCACCUUGAGGAUUGAUGAGGACCGGCCCUGCGAGUUCGAGGGCCUGGAUAUGGUCCCUCGGAGCAAGAGCUGUGCCGUUGCUGGGAACAACAAGAGGAAGGACGUGGGCGUAAUUGCUUGAAGGUGCGCCAUGUUGGAGCGACGCCCAGAAGAAUUUUGAAAUGUUGUAGCCGAUUGAGAUUUCAACAAGGUUUCCUCGCACCAUGAGGCCAUGAGACAACGAUGGUUGCUGAAGUGGGAGAACUCCUCAAGAGUUCUUGCUGCUGCUAGCUUGUUCGUAUUGUUUGUUUCCUUCCAUUUGCCCUUCUGGCUCGAGGUUUGUGUGUGAACAUAUACUUGGGGCUUCUUGGCGUCUUUCCGUCUUCAGCCGUACGUGUUCCCAUGGCCCACGUCUUGCUGUUCCUCCGGAAUUAUGUGUAAUUAAUAGAUGGGCUGCUUGGAAAUUUCAUAGGACUAUAUUCAAACCUUGUUAUUCCUCAAAAAAAUAUAUUCAAACCUUGUUGCAGUUUUGUUGUGGGAAGUGGGGCCUUUUCUUGUU